Drosophila rhopaloa is the source of this 2594-nucleotide messenger RNA. Its product is annotated as hexosaminidase D. The coding region runs from base 136 to 2256 and encodes 706 amino acids. Lineage: Eukaryota; Metazoa; Arthropoda; Insecta; Diptera; Drosophilidae. Gene Ontology annotation, molecular function: hexosaminidase activity. The transcript is spliced from 4 exons. The record is from RefSeq and is a predicted model, not a curated record.
ACGGCUUUUAUUUCAUAGUGCAAACUAAAGUGAAAAGAAAGGACUGCAGACGUUCGCAAAAAAAAUUGUUUAAUUUUAUUUACGGACAGUGUGCUUAGACAACAGAUAAUUUACUGCUAAUUCGGGUGUCAGUGGAUGCACUCAAAUCUGUGGAUAUUUAUUUGGCGCCGAAAACUUUCCUUUCUGCUCGUAGUGUCUGGCCUGGUGCUUCUAGGCCUUUGGACUUGGGCAAUACUAAUCGAUACGACAACCGCCUCGCAGCCACCUGCCGCCUCCUCCAGUUCUGAACGCCAACAGCAGCAGCAGCAGUCCUCUGGCUACCAGCAGGUGCACAUCAUCCAGAAGCUCAUUGCCCAGGCCAAUAGGGUGCUGAGAGCCGAGCGACUCAAGGAUAACGCCAUCGAGAAGUCACCUUCGCCUGUCCAGCGCUUGGGAAACGUGCGAUUCCUGCGACCCACGCAAGCGAAGAAGGCCCCGCUGCCCAUGUCCGAGAGCUAUCUAUUCGAGCAGGAGCGCCUGAAGAUCCUUGAGCAGCAGCAGCGUCAGAAGAACGCCGGGAUGGAGGAGUUGAAUGCCAACGGAGAGGAUGACCGAAUGCUCAGUUCGGCGGAGCGGCAGACGCAGUACGAGCACGAUCUCCAGCGGAUGGGGGUGCCGGUGGUGGCUGGAAUUGGGCCCGAUGGCCCGAAGGCUCCCACCGAGCGUCUGGUGCAUUUGGAUCUCAAGGGCGCUCCGCCCAAGCUGGGCUUCCUCAAGCAACUGCUGCCCAUGCUGCGUGCCCUGGGGGCCACCGGUCUGCUCAUCGAGUACGAGGACAUGUUCCCCUACAGCGGGGUUCUCCAGCCAUUGGCAGCGCGAAAUGCCUACAAGGAGGAUGAACUGAAGGACUUCCUGGAGUGUGCUGCUGUCCACGGUCUGACCGUGAUGCCCCUCGUCCAAACUUUCGGGCAUAUGGAGUACGUGCUCAAGCUGUCCGGUUUCGAGCAACUCCGAGAGCUGUCCGUCAGUCCGCAGUCGAUCUGCCCCAGCAAGCCGCAGAGUACGGCGCUGCUGGAACAGAUGAUCACCCAGGUGAUCGAGUUGCAUCUGCAGUGUUUGGGCCAGGCGACGCCCGCCUCCGCCGCUCCCACCGCACCGAUCCGGUUCACCCACAUCCAUAUCGGGUGCGACGAGGUGCAGCGCAUGGGCGAGUGCUCCUCCUGCCGCCAGAGGCUGCGCAGUGAGCUCUUCCUCUCGCACGUGGUCAGCCUGGCGCACUUCAUCCGCCGUCAGUGGCCCCAACUGGGAGUGGUCAUCUGGGACGACCAGCUGCGAUCGAUGUCACUCAGCGAGCUACAGCAGUCGCAGAUUGGGAACUACGUGGAGCCGAUGGUGUGGGUGUAUGCCAGCGACAUCUACCGCUUCAUUCAGCCCCAGCUGUGGGACACCUACGCUAAGGUCUUCGCCGGCGCCUGGACAGCGUCCUCUUACAAGGGAGCCUUCGGGGAGAGCUUGAUGGUGCCGCCGCUGCAGCAACAUCUGGAGAACAACAUCCGCUGGCUGGCGGUGAUUGCCAAGGAGGGGGGUCGCUUUUCCAAGGGAUUGCGAGGUCUGGCCCUGACCGGUUGGCAGCGAUACGAUCAUUUCGCCGUUCUCUGUGAACUACUGCCGGUGGGCAUCCCCAGUCUGAUGACGUCGCUGUCCACCGUCUCCAAGGGCUACUUUAGCACCAACCCAAAAGACAACGAGUUGCUUCGUGUCCUGCAGUGCGCCAUCCAGCCGGACAGCCGGCGAUCUGGUCAUCCGUGGCUGGAACUCAAUCCGAAUGCCCAUCACAGCCAGCUUUUCGCUGUCUGCAACUAUCCGGGGCACAUGAUCUACAAGUAUGUCCUUCGCCUGUUCGAUAAGCUGGCCGAGAUCGGGCUCUAUUUGCAGCAAACCCGCGACGAGAGCGCCUGGCUCUCCGACUACAAUGUGCGGCACAACUUCAGUUCGCCGCUAAGAGUGCGGGAACUGACCGCCAGGUCGCCGAUGCUCAUCGAGGAGCUGCGGAUGAUGGCGCGAGAGGCACAGCAGCUGCUGUGGGAGGUGUACGACGAGUACACCGUGACUGAGUUUGUGGAGCAGCACAUUUAUCCCAAAAUUGAGGCUUUGCAGCGCCAACUGGCCAGGGCAGAAUCUCUGCUCCAACGUCGCACUUGGCCACAGAGACCGUUUCCUCUGGUCUCGAAAGUGCAGGAGGACAUGGGACUGGUGACCAAUCAACAGCCACAAUAAACUUUUUCAGCAAAAAUAGGCCAGCUUAAAUUGGCCUGAACCCAGAUAUGAGUUCUUUUGCUUUUAUCGACUGAUCCCGCGUCGGCUGGGACUACAGGUUCUAAAUCUAAAUGUACUCGUAAAUUGAUGUCGUUCAAAACGCUCAAGUCCAGCACGGCUUAUAAGCCUGGAAAACAGAAGCAGCGUCAUUUUCCAAAAUACACAAUGGUAGCAUUAGCGUCUUGUAAUACUAAUAACAUUAAAUGUUCACUUUUUCUAGACUACUAUGUAAGCUUCAAAUCAAUUAUAAAAUAUACAUAAUAAUCGUACUUUAAUAAAAAUAAAUGGAACAUCUUUUA